GUGACGUCACGAGGCCACGCCUCUUGGGUUACGACAUUGCCGUGAGUCUGCAGUUUCCCCGGCCGUUGUAGAGGCAGGGGAUCGUGUUUCAGCGGACCACAAUAAUGCAAACCGCGUUUCUACCUUAAACUUUACGUUACCAGAAACGUUUUGAACUUCCCUAGGUCUGUGAACGUUGAGAUAAGAGGUUGCCACCAUGUCGGCUGUACCAGUAGAAGAGAUUGCCCGGCUCAUGCUGUCCUCCACCAACAACCUCACCCUUCACACCGGUAACAUCAUCAACUGGAACCACCUCAAGCGCAAGACGUCCCAGAAUGCCGGCGAGGAAGUCCUCGAGUGCCUCUCCGCCACGCUCAACGUCUGGAGCUCCACGGUCGACCCCUCGUGGAUGAACGAGGAAUCCAACAACGCGCUCGUCAUCACCAACCCCAACCAGAUGGAGAGGAUCUCUGAAGACGAACGCAGCAAACUGAAAGUUUCCGUGAAGAUCUUCCUCCUGAAGUGGGACCCUGACCUGGUAGUGGAGGCAGUGGACCAAGUGUGUAGUGAGUUAGACAUAGGAGUUGUGGACUCAGUGUUGUUGGCACUUCCACCACUAGAAGCAGAGAUGGGAGAGGAGCUCACUGUGAACCACAUUCUACCCAUAUGGGAACCCAUGGAAAGGCUGUAUGAUGUUGAGCGUGUUUCUGCUAUCGGGACCUCUGACCUGGAUAAGGAAAUGCUCGAGCAGACACACGGCAUGGCCAGAGUCAAACCUACAAUCAACCAGGUCAAUGUUGUUUCGUGCUGUGUGAUUCCACCAGACCUGACAGCCUUUGCAAAGGAAAACGACAUCCAACUCCUGACACACAGCGACCCCAGGGAUGUCCUCCCCACACCAACAUUCCAGGACAUCCUGCGGGGCAGUAGUCAUGACGACCAUGUUGACGAAUGGCAGCCGUUCUGGGUGCUGCGGUACACAGUCAUGGUCAAGUGUCGGGGCGUCAUCAAGGCCAAGGGGUACAUUGUGAACGGGAGACGCCACGCCACGGACAUGCCUCUUUCUGUCGCGUGAUCCACUCAAAGCCUGUCAUGUAAUUUUUAUCAAACAGGGAGAUGCGCAGAAGUGGUUUCACCUAUAUUAUAGAUCUGAAUGAAAAGAAAAUAUUGUCUCCUGGUAGAAAGCAAUUUUUUUACCAUGGCGUGUGAAAGGGUGGGCAGAGAAUUCUGAUGGAUUUGUUAUAUAUUGUUAACAUAUUGGUAUGAUAGGAAACAGUGAUGGAUAUCAAAAUUGUUUUGAAUUUAUUUUGUGUUCUUCCCUGCUUGUAUUUUAUCUACUAGCAUUAUUAAUGAUAUUGGAAAUGAUACUAUGUUAAUAUAAAACUUCUUAGAUAGAUAGAUACCAAAGAUUUUCAACUAUAAUGUAUCAUUACAUUUUAAGGAGCUAUAACACAGCAACCAAUUGUUGUAAGCUUACUGGCUUGCAUGAUGGUGAUUGUACUAGUACUUGUUGGAUGGUGUACUUCCAUUUUAGGGAACGGUAAUUGGAAAUGACGUAAUGGAAUUAAAGAUUGGAGUCAAGGGGGUAAAGCUGUUUCUGAUACAUGUGACUUUUAUACCUUAUGCAGUAAAAAGUUUUGUAUUUCUUUUAUUCCACUUAAUACAUUGGCAAUUAUUUAUGUAGUCUGUACCAAAAUGUUGAUCAAAUACAAAGAAAUUUUUGGUCUUAUGGUUCUCAAAACAGCCAAGAAUACACAUCUGUGUCAGUUGUUGUAUUCAAUGAUACUGUGUUGUUGCUUUAGGCUACCUUUAAGAAAGCAAGAUUUCAGGAUAUCACAGUUAAGAUACAGCUCAUCAAAUUAUACUUUUUUGUUAGGUCAACUAACUUUUGUGAGAGAUAAUUUACACACAUUCGACAGGAGGGAAACAUACAAGCAUUAAACUUUAUGUCUAUUGGGCCUAUCAUAA
Branchiostoma floridae (Florida lancelet) is the source of this 1947-nucleotide messenger RNA. RefSeq names its product glutamate--cysteine ligase regulatory subunit-like. The record is from RefSeq and is a predicted model, not a curated record. Bases 197 to 1054 code for a protein of 285 amino acids. Gene Ontology annotation, cellular component: glutamate-cysteine ligase complex. NCBI's taxonomy places the organism in Eukaryota, Metazoa, Chordata, Leptocardii, Amphioxiformes, Branchiostomatidae. The transcript has 5 exons. Gene Ontology annotation, biological process: glutathione biosynthetic process. Gene Ontology annotation, molecular function: glutamate-cysteine ligase catalytic subunit binding; enzyme regulator activity.